Molecule: messenger RNA, 1291 nt
Organism: Triticum aestivum (bread wheat)
Lineage: Eukaryota; Viridiplantae; Streptophyta; Magnoliopsida; Poales; Poaceae
Exons: 3
Coding region: 639-1070 (143 amino acids)
Source: RefSeq, a predicted model, not a curated record
UAUCCACUCACUCAAUCUUUCUCAUCCCUCUCCCCCCGCAUCCACAUCGCGCAUCGACGGCAACCGCACGUCGAGGAGCUCCGCGACAGCCGCGCAACUUCGCCCGCCGACCACGGCAUCCAUCGCCUGCAUCGAAGGUUGUCUCGCGAUGAAUAUUCCCGCCGGUCCCGCGGCGGCCUUGGCUGCAGGACGACGACAGGUCCCUGGCGGCGGACGCUGAAGUAAGAGGACCAGGCCCCAACGACGGUGGCCUCGAGCGCAGGGAUAAGCGCAGGGACGCCUGACGUGUCCUUUGCCGCCGCGCGCUAUCUCUUCCGACCGGUGCUGGGGAUCCGGGUCCUCCUCAUCCACGGCGGCCCCGCGCCUCGCGCCCCUUCCGGCGGUCUGGGUGAAGGUGGACGGGCCCAAGAAACAGGGGAGCAGUCGACGCCGACGCCUCCCAAAUCCAUGGCAAACCGCGGCGGCGCGGCGCGGUGGUUCUUAGAGGACGAGGAAGCAGGCGGCGACAACGGAAUUGAGGCCGGCGGAGGCUCCGUCUCCACACGCGGUGGUCGUGGUGAACGCUAGGUGCCCCUGCUCCUUUCUCCUCGUAAGGACAACACUGCGCCCAUGGCCUGCUAGUCGUGCCAACACGGCCGAUGUUGGCCCCAUCCCCUACGUACAGGUCUUCGAGGUGUUCCACUGGAUCAACGACACGGGCGCAAGGUCAGCAGACCGGCUGCGAGGCAGGUGACAGAGAGUGUGAUAGAGAGGUACUGGCAGCAGCCUCCACCGACGGGCAGCUCGAUGUUAUUCCUGGUAUUGUUGUGAGGAGUUUGAAGGAGUUUGUGACUUUUCCUAGAACUGGCAUUUUAACUAUUGAAGUUACUCUGGAAUUUGGUGAUGAUGAUAUAUAUGUGAGCACUCCUUGCUCCUACUUCAUUGGUUUGGGUAAUAGAAUGGUGUUCAAACAGGAAGGUUUCAGUGAUUUUCUCCAGGCAUCGUCUCUUGAAGUAAACAGCCAGGUGCUGAUAACUUUCAAACAGCGUGUUGGGAGGCUUGUUGUUAUCUUCAAUCUUCUGCCGCAGUGAUGUUAAUUAUAGCCUUUGAACAUAAUGGAUUUUGUUUAAAAAUCUAUGCUGCGGUUUAAUGUUAUUUAGAUAUAUGAGACGGCAUGAACCUAACUGUUCAUUGCUGUUGUUCGUUUGUAGAAGAGGCAUGGUUGUGCAUCUCUUUUAAAGAUGUUUUUUGGACGGAUGUUAUUUAAUUGUGCUCAUAGUUAUAAAUACAGUAGAGGCACGUGUGUUGUUUA